Pelagomonas calceolata is the source of this 624-nucleotide messenger RNA. Lineage: Eukaryota; Pelagophyceae; Pelagomonadales; Pelagomonadaceae. The record is from the annotation of a GenBank genome assembly.
GCCGGCCGCAGCGCCCUCUCUCGCGCCCAGCAGCCUCCAUCGUGCCUGCGACCGCGAGGCAGCAUCCGUGCUGUCGCAGCCCUUCUAUCGGCAUCGGAAUUGACGUGUCGUAGCGUACUCCACCAGCUGCAACGGCCGCGCGGCAGCAUCUGGGGCAGCAUCUCGGCAGCCUACUGGGCAGCCACUCCCACUGCGCGCAUCCGUACGACGCCAUUCGUCGUGCAAAAGGACCAUGUUCGAGGUCCAGCUCGAGACCUACCAUAAACCGCUCUGCCUCGCGCCAACACUCAGACCCGCGCGCGCCGUGCUUGAUGUGGACAGUGAUUGGCAGGUCCUGCGUUUGAAGCAGGAGAUCCAGGCCCUCUGCCGCACGGUGUCGGGCCAGUCCAUGCUCGCUCCAUCACGGCAGAUGCUGUCCGUGAAGCAAGUCGACGAGGAUUCAGGUGAAUUGAGAAAUGUCGGUAUUGAUGAUGACAGUGCCCUGCUCGGCGUCGUCGGCCUCGAAGCAGAUAGCAAGAUCUACCUCAAGGUGCGGCCCUACGUCCACCGGCCAAAGGAGGGCAAGCCGCCGUGGUGCGGGGACUUCACGCACGGGAGCCUCUAAACUAUGUUUUAAAGUACGCA